AUGGAACUCACAGCAGCACUCAACCAAGGAAAAGGAAAAGCCACCGGUAUAGAUAAUAUCGGAUAUCCUCUCUUGAAACAUCUGCCUCCAGAGGGUAAAAGGGCACUGCUGGCCAGUUACAACAGGAUCUGGGAAGGCGGGUCUUUCCCAGAGUCCUGGAGUACCGCCCUCAUCAUACCACUUCCCAAAAAGAAUCAAGGCAAGAGAACGCCGAACGACUUUCGACCAAUAAGUUUGUUGCCGUGUACCGGAAAAGUCAUGGAAAGAAUGGUCAACAGAAGACUCAUUACCCUACUUGAAUCAGAAGAUCGCCUUGACCGUCGUCAAUUCGCUUACCGUAAAGGCCUUGGAACCGGUGUUUACCUUGGGUCUUUCCGGGAAAUAGUCGGGCAGGCCGUCGCUGAUGGAAUGCAUACGGACAUCGCCGUUCUGGACUUGGAGAAGGCCUAUAAUACCGUGUGGCGCCACGGAGUUCUUAGACAACUUCAACAGUGGGGAAUCCGGGGCAAUCUAGGGCAGUUUCUUCAACGCUAUCUACUCAACCGGCGAUUUCGUGUCGGCAUUGGUGGUAGCCAAUCCGACGUUUUUUGCGAAGAAAACGGAGUCCCUCAGGGAUCUGUACUGGCUGUGACCUUGUUUCUCGUCAGCAUUCAGUCUGUAUUUGCUCAUCUUCCGAAGGGAAUUUUCAUUUUCAUUUAUGCUGAUGACAUCAUACUAGUCGUCGUUGGUGAAUCCAGAAACCGCAACAAAAUCAAGUUGCAAGCGGCUGUAAACGCCAUCGGAAAAUGGGCAUCUUCGGUAGGUUUCCGGAUCUCCACCAGCAAAUGUGUUACUGCUCACUGUUGUCCAUAUAAUCACGUGGCAACUGGCAGACCAAUAAAACUCAACGGCUUCCUAAUACCCUUUAAGAAGGAACCGAAAAUACUUGGUGUAACAGUUGAUAGGAAGCUCACACUCCUUACGCACUUUCGGCAACUUAAACGGGACUGUGACAGUCGGAAAAGGCUUGUUCGCACCAUCUGCUCCCGACACCCGAGGAACAACCGCAAUACUGCCCUCUACAUCAUCCAAGCCCUAAUUCUCAGCCGCUUGUUCUAUGGUAUUGAGCUAACAUGCCAAAAUCUCGAAGGUCUGAUCAACACCCUUGCCCCACUUUACCAUGGAGCAGUGCGCACUGCCUCCAACCUACUCCCCAGCACACCAGCAAAUAGUGCAUGUGUUGAAACCGGAGUCUUGCCCUGCAGAUGGGCGACAGCACUAGUCACUCUGAGGCGAGCCCUCGGAUUCCUGGAAAGAACCUACGGAGGAGAUUGCCUGACACUUGACACAGCCAAACAAAUCCACAUGGAAUUUACCCAAACACCUCUUCCACCGCUAGCGGGUCUAGUCAGAGUGUGGCAUCGUCCAUGGAGUGCACGUGGCCCAAACCUGGACAUCAGCCUCUCUAGAUCAGUGGGGGCGGGCGCAGCUCCAAGUGUUGCACAAACGAAAUUUUUUGAAGUGAUUGAAAGAAGAUACGCAAACCACGCAAAGCUCUAUACAGACGGAUCCAAGACUUACCAGGGUGUAGUGAUAGGAGUUAGUGGCAUUGGAGCCGGUCUCUCACUCCGCCUUCCAGCCACCUGCUCCGUUUUCUCGGCAGAGGCAGCUGCAAUCCUUCUGGCCAUACGCAGGAGGCAAGAGAAUCUUCCGACAGUGAUAUUAACAGACUCUUUAUCAGUGCUAUCAGCACUUCGAACAGGGGAGUCACGACACCCGUUUGUACAAGCCAUCGAAGCAACCUAUGACCCACUGACCACCAUCUGUUGGGUUCCGGGGCACAGCGGGAUCCAGGGAAACUUAGACGCCGAUCGGUUGGCCUCUCUCGGUAGAACCUCGCCCACAUCCUUUACCAAGAAGGUACCGAAAGAGGACAUUGUCAAGGCUUUUCACCAUUGCAUUGUUCAGCAUUUUAACAACCAUUGGAGAUCUUCUACCGGCUAUCUCCAGAAAAUUAAAGGAUCCAUUGACAAAUGGACGGACCACCAGAACCAAACUGAGCAGAAGGUGCUCUCUAGGCUGCGUGUGGGGCACACCAGAGUCACUCAUCCGCAUACAGUUUCCAGAGCGGAUCCACCAGUAUGCAGCUCCUGCAACACUAGGCUCACCGUUGAGCACCUUCUGACCAACUGCCUGGAAUUUGCUGAUUUGCGUCGCUUCUAUAAUAUACCCACGUCUAUCAGAGACGCCCUAUCAAACGACUCGACGCAAGAAGAAGUUCUACUGCUUUUCCUCAAGGACGCCAAUAUCUUCGAUGCUGUGUAG
Topomyia yanbarensis is the source of this 2304-nucleotide messenger RNA. RefSeq lists its product as uncharacterized. Gene Ontology annotation, molecular function: nucleic acid binding; RNA-DNA hybrid ribonuclease activity. The coding region runs from base 1 to 2304 and encodes 767 amino acids. Lineage: Eukaryota; Metazoa; Arthropoda; Insecta; Diptera; Culicidae. The transcript has a single exon. The record is from RefSeq and is a predicted model, not a curated record.